Neurospora tetrasperma FGSC 2508 is the source of this 1467-nucleotide messenger RNA. RefSeq lists its product as uncharacterized. The annotation marks the transcript as partial. Lineage: Eukaryota; Fungi; Ascomycota; Sordariomycetes; Sordariales; Sordariaceae. The record is from RefSeq and is a predicted model, not a curated record. The transcript is spliced from 4 exons.
UUCCACAUUGUUUUCCAGAAACGGUUACUGUAUGGCUGCGCUCGGCUGCGUUGUAAUAUGGAUCCCAUAGAGAGAGAAAAGGACCCUGCUCCAACGCUUUGUGCGGUGUCGAUUGCGCCCGACUCAAUGGAGGUCCCUGCGUCAUCGGGGUCAACAAAAAGGAGACGACCGCAGCAGGCCAAUCAACAGCAGGAGUCGAUCAAGGAAGAAGUUGAAGACGAAAGAUACGAGCCUUUCCCGGUGCUCGACAAGAAACACCAGCAAAUCAUUCUCAAUAUCUUUAGAGAUACUUUCUCCGAUGUCCUCUUUUCCGACACUUUCACCUCCACUCUCCAGGCCGUGAAGCAAGCCCUCUAUGAGCGCGAGUUCGCAAAGGCAUUUGGUGAUCCCGAGUACUUGGCGGUGUAUGCCGCUCGCUGGAGUCCUACGAGGGCGUUGUGCUAUUCUUCCAUUUUGGGUGGGAUUAGGAGGCAUUUGGAUUCCAUCAUUAUCGAGGAGGAGACCGAGGUUACCUCAGAAGGAGAACAAAAACAGGAAGAAAAAGACGAAGAAACCGAAACACCAAAAGACAACACAGAAGAAGAAUCUCUCGCCUCCCAAACCGCCAACCUUUCCCUCUCCCCUCAAAGAACAAUUCCCAAACUCAACAUCCUAAGCAUAGGCGGCGGUCCAGCCGAGCUCGUCGCCCUCGGUUCCUUCCUCAACCAACAAUCUUCUUCCCAGUCCUCUCCUUCCUUCUCCCCCGCUCCUCUAUCAGGAUCCAUAACCCUCCUCGACUCCGCCCCCUACUCUCCCCUCCUGUCCGCUCUCCAAACCUCCCUAACCUCCACCCCUCCCAUCUCCAAAUACGCCAGCGCCGCAGCCAAGGCCGCCAACGUCCCGCUCCUGACGCCCGCCUCGCGGAUCUCGUCCAACUUUUUCCAGCAUGAUGCGCUCGACCUGGGGAAGGAAGGGUUUCUUGGCCUGUUGGCGGGGGACAAGAAGAAGAAGGAUGUGCUGCGUCCGACGUUGGUGACAUUACUCUUCACCCUCAACGAACUCUUCACCUCCUCGGGCAUCGGCAAAACCACGCGUUUCCUUCUGGACUUGACCGCCUCCCUUUCUCUCGGGUCACUCCUGCUGGUAGUCGACAGCCCGGGCUCUUACUCGGAGACGACACUGGGAAAAGAAGAGAAGAGAUACCCGAUGGCGUGGCUUCUGGAUCGGGUGCUUUUGGCCACUGACAAACACGGCAGAGCAACGGCGGUAGUGGAGGGCAGGAAGUGGAGGAAAUUGGAGACGAGAAAGUCGAGUUGGUUUAGGUUGGCGGAGGGGAGAGGGGGCGAACUGGGACUGGAUUAUCCGAUUGGGUUGGAGAAUAUGAGGUAUCAGUUGCAUUUGUAUCGAUUGGUGGAUGAGAAUGCGCCUGAGGAGGAGGAGGAAGGGGGGGAGGGUAGUGAGGGGAGUGAGGGGAGUGAUGAGGAGUGA